ACAUGAUUCUACCCAUUUCACCACCAGCCAUUCUCCAACUCACCAUACAAUGUUACCAUCUCCACCACCAAUGGAACCCACACAUAUUAACCAUAUUUUCACCACUACAAUCCACUCUCACCCCCUUUGGGGAUUCCCCAUCCAUAAUUACAACCCCUUCAUCUCAAACAGCUUGCAACUUAUUCACCACUUGACACCAAUUCCAGUACUCAAUGGCCAGUGAAGGCUUAGUUGUUCCGGUUGAUUCGUUUUCGCAACCUGCUUCGUUGAUCAAGAAAACUGCGGUUUCGCGGAGCUGGGUUUCGGUUGAUUCUAGUGGACAGAGUACGGUUUUGGAUUUGGAUAAAUAUGGUAUCAUGAAACGAGUUUCCAUUCAUGCGAGAGAUCUCAGGUUGCUUGAUCCUUUGUUGUCGUACCCGUCUGCGAUUUUGGGUAGAGAGAAAGCAAUUGUUCUUAACUUGGAGCAUAUCAAGGCAAUCAUUACAACUGAAGAGGUAUUGCUUCGUGAUCCAAUGGAUGAUAAUGUUAUUCCCAUUGUUGAAGAACUUCAAAGAAGAUUGCCACCUGUCAAUGGCAAUUAUUUAGGCCAAGGGGAUGAUGAAGAAGGCACUGGGGUUCAAACCGAGGCUCAAACAAGCGAAUCAAUCGAAUUCCCUUUUGAGUUUCGGGCUCUUGAAGUUGCAUUAGAAGGUAUUUGUAGCUUUCUUGAUGCGCGAACAAGAGAAUUGGAAACCGAUGCUUACCCUGCAUUGGAUGAGCUCACAUCUAUGAUAAGCAGUCGCAAUCUGGAUAGGGUGCGUAAACUCAAGAGUGCAAUGACAAGAUUGACCAAUCGGGUUCUAAAAGUAAGGGAUGAACUUGAACAACUAUUAGAUGACGACGAUGACAUGGCAGACCUCUAUUUGUCAAGAAAAUUAUCUUUUGCUUCUUCCCCAAGUAACGAUGGAGGCGACUUCACAUGGUCUCCUGCUUCUCCUACCAUAGAAUCAAAGAUAUCCCGGGCAAGCCGGACCACACCAUUUUCGAUCCAUGGGGAACACGAUGUUGAAGAACUUGAAAUGUUGCUUGAGGCUUACUUCAUGCAAAUUGAAGCAACAUCAAAUAAGUUGACUACGUUGCGUGAGUACAUUGAUGAUACAGAGGAUUACAUUAACAUUCAGUUGGAUAAUCAUCGAAAUCAGCUGAUUCAGUUAGAAUUGUUCCUAUUAUCCGGAACAGUUUCAUUGUCUGUUUACUCAUUGGUGGCUGCUAUAUUUGGUAUGAACAUUCCAUACCCAUGGAAUAAAAAUCAUGGCUAUAUGUUCAAAUGGGUGAUCAUGUUUGCUGCAAUGGUGAGUGCAUCAGUCUUUAUUUCAAUUACCACUUAUUCAAGACACAAAGGUCUUGUUGGAUCUUGACAAGCGUUUGAGUUCAUAUGCAUUAGGUGAUUGUACUCAACGUGCUAUAUAAGUUGCGGAAAAAAUAUUUCGUGCAUAUAUGUGUUGUACCAGGCUUGUAUGAGCUAUUUUUAUAUUAUAUAUAUAUGUAUAUUCUUUUUGUCUAUGCAUUAUUAAAAAUCAUCUUUUGGA
Messenger RNA from Helianthus annuus (common sunflower), 1568 nucleotides. Its product is annotated as magnesium transporter MRS2-I. Gene Ontology annotation, cellular component: membrane. Gene Ontology annotation, molecular function: magnesium ion transmembrane transporter activity. Lineage: Eukaryota; Viridiplantae; Streptophyta; Magnoliopsida; Asterales; Asteraceae. The record is from RefSeq and is a predicted model, not a curated record. The transcript is spliced from 11 exons. Gene Ontology annotation, biological process: transmembrane transport; magnesium ion transport. Bases 213 to 1397 code for a protein of 394 amino acids.